ACUGGGGAGGGGCGUGGACCCCUGGAUUUCAGAACCCGGGCUCAGAGUGGCCUCUAGCCUCUCUACGUCCGCUCACCCCGCCUAGCCCGCCUUCUGAGUUCCUCGCUACCAGGGAAACUGAGGCCUAGGGAUUGGUUGAGGUCUCCCCCCUCGACCCCCCUGCCCAGUGCAGACAGGCACUAUGGCCUGGAGCUGGGCACUACUGCUUCUGUUGCUGCUUCCGCCACAGCUGGGACCUGUGCUGGCCUUGAGGACCCCAGGGUUUGGCCGUAGUGGAAACCAUGAGCAGAGCCCAGAAGAGAAUGAAUUCAUAGAGGAGGAGCCGGUGCUGGUUCUGAGCCCGGAGGAGCAGGUGCCUGGCCCAGCCACAGCUGCAGACUGUCCCCGGGAAUGUGCCUGCUCCCAGGAGGGGGUUGUGGACUGCGGAGGCAUCGACCUGCGCGAGUUCCCUGGGGACCUGCCUGAGCGCACCAACCACCUGUCCCUGCAGAACAACCAGCUGGAGAAGAUCUACCCUGAGGAGCUGUCCCGGCUGCAUGGGCUGGAGACACUCAACCUCCAGAACAAUCGUCUGACUUCCCGAGGGCUUCCUGAGGAGGCGUUUGAGCAUCUGACCAACCUCAACUACCUGUACCUGGCCAAUAACAAGCUGACCUUGGCACCUCGAUUCCUGCCAAAUACCCUGAUCAGUGUGGAUUUUGCUGCCAACUAUCUCACCAAGAUCUAUGGGCUCACCUUUGGCCAGAAGCCAAACUUGAGGUCUGUUUACCUGCACAACAACAAGCUGGCAGAUGCUGGACUGCCUGAUCACAUGUUCAAUGGCUCCAGCAAUGUGGAAAUCCUCAUCCUGUCCAGCAACUUCCUGCGUCAUGUGCCCAAGCACCUGCCACCUGCCCUGUACAAGCUGCACCUCAAGAACAACAAGCUGGAGAAGAUUCCGCCAGGGGCCUUCAGUGAGCUGAGCAGCCUGAGGGAGCUGUACCUGCAGAACAACUUCCUGACUGAUGAGGGCCUGGAUAAUGAGACCUUUUGGAAACUCUCCAGCCUAGAGUACCUGGAUCUUUCCAGCAACAACCUGUCCCGGGUGCCCAGGGGGCUGCCACGCAGCCUGGUGCUGCUGCACCUGGAGAAGAACGCCAUCCACAGCGUGGACGCCGACGUGCUGACUCCCAUCCGCAGCCUGGAGUACCUGCUGCUGCACAGCAACCAGCUGCGUGCACGAGGCAUCCACCCGCAGGCCUUCCAGGGCCUCAAGAAGCUGCACACAAUGCACCUGUACAACAAUGCACUGGAGCGUGUGCCCAGCGGCCUGCCCCGCCGUGUGCGCACCCUCAUGAUCCUGCACAACCAGAUCUCUGGCAUUGGCCGUGAUGACUUCGCCACCACCUACUUCCUGGAGGAGCUCAACCUUAGCUACAACCGCAUCACCAGCCCACAGGUGCAUCGCGACGCCUUCCGAAAGCUGCGCCAGCUGCGCUCCCUGGACUUGUCCGGCAACCGGCUGCACACGCUGCCGCCAGGGCUACCGCGCAACGUGCACGUGCUCAAGGUCAAGCGCAACGAGCUGGUGGCGCUAGCGCGGGGCGCCCUGGCCGGCAUGGCCCAGCUGCGGGAGCUCUAUCUCACCGGCAACCGGCUGCGUAGCCGGGCUCUGGGACCCCGCGCCUGGGCAGACCUUGCCCAUCUGCAGCUGCUGGAUAUCGCCGGGAACCAGCUCACAGAGAUCCCCAGUGGGCUCCCCGAGUCUCUGGAGUACCUGUACCUGCAGAACAACAAGAUCAGCUCCGUGUCUGCCCAUGCAUUUGACUCCACACCCAAUCUCAAAGGGAUCUUUCUCAGGUUCAACAAGCUGGCUGUGGGCUCCGUGGUGGAGAGCGCCUUCCAGAGACUGAAACACCUGCACGUGCUGGACAUAGAAGGCAACUUUGAGUUUGGUGCUGCUUCCAAGGACCGAGGCCGGCUGAAGGAGGAAGAAGAGGAGGAGGAAGAAGAAGAAGAAGAGGGAAUGGAGGAAGAGGACAAACGAUAGUGACCAGACUCAGGGAAGGGUCUCAAGCCACCUGGUGUGCCUGGUGCCUGCUCCCCCCAUGGACACACGUUGGGUGCAAACCUUCUUGACCUCUGCCACCCACAGCCCUCAUCCCUGCAGAACUGGGCAGAACAGCUCGUCAUUUGGCCGUCCAUUUGUCCAUCCCUCCGUCCAUCCCCCCUGGAGAAGACAAGUUUCAUGCAUUCUGUGGCCAGGUACCUGCUGUCCUGUGGCACUCACAAAAGCUGGCUUUUGUUCCUUUCCUUCCCUUGGGCUGCCCUGGCCCCAUCUGUCCUGCUGCCCAGCUGCUGGGGUCCUCGCUGGGCUCAGGGCCCCUCCCUCCCACGUCUUCACCACCACAGGCGGACCUGUGCUGGGCAGGCCUGCAGAAGUAUGCCGCCAAGACCUCCUGGGGCCUCCCUGGCCUGGGCAGAGAUGAGGCAGAGGUGGCAGGGCCAUGGUGGGGUGAGAAGGAAGGGCCCGGUUGUCUCCUUCUUAUUUGUUGGACCUGUGUGUGGGGGAGUUCUGGUUGUCUUUCAUUUUUUUAUGAAAAAGAAAAUGAUAAAAAUGUCAAAGCUAUUUUUGUUCCCUUGUUCUAGAAAAACUAAUAUAAAGUUUUACCUCUGUCUGGCA
This is a messenger RNA of Erinaceus europaeus (western European hedgehog), 2662 nucleotides long. RefSeq names its product podocan (gene PODN). Bases 182 to 2029 code for a protein of 615 amino acids. The transcript is spliced from 11 exons. The record is from RefSeq and is a predicted model, not a curated record. Gene Ontology annotation, molecular function: protein binding. Lineage: Eukaryota; Metazoa; Chordata; Mammalia; Eulipotyphla; Erinaceidae.